CAGAAACAAAAAAUGAAACUUCUCGCCGUGUUUUUGGUCGUCUGUUCUGUCCUUAGACCGGGUUUUUCAUUUGAUGUUACGGGAAAAGAUCUUCCCUUGUCCCUAGAUUACUACAAGUCUACUUGCCCUACUGUGUUUGAGGUCAUCAAGAAAGAAAUGGAAUGCGCUGUGAAGGAGGAUCCUAGAAAUGCGGCUAUCAUUCUCAGAUUACACUUUCAUGAUUGCUUCGUCCAGGGAUGUGAUGGAUCGGUGUUGCUAGACGAUACAGUCACACUUGAAGGGGAGAAGACAGCUUCAGCCAACAUAAAAUCGGUGGGAGGGUUCAAGAUCAUAGACAGAAUCAAGAACAUGCUCGAAUCUGAGUGUCCCGGGCUCGUUUCCUGUGCCGAUCUUCUCACAAUUGCUGCUAGAGAUGCCGUCAUCCUGGUAGGAGGGCCUUACUGGGAUGUUCCAGUUGGAAGAAAAGAUUCAAAAACAGCAAGCUACGAGCUAGCGACCUCAAACCUUCCAACUGCAGAAGAGGGUCUCCUCGGCAUCAUCUCCAAGUUCCAUGCUCAGGGUCUCUCCGUCACUGACAUGGUCGCUCUAGCUGGUAAGAUUAAGUGCUUAAACCACAGAUACAGUGAAUUACCAUAAUUAUAUAUAUUAAAAAAGUCUCAGUACAAGAAUCCAACUAAAGAACAGUCAUUUUUGAGUCACGUAUAUAAGCAAAAAUGUGAUCUUUUGGGUUCACAUUAGUCAAGAUUCAAGCUAUACCAAAUCCCUAACCGUUCAAGAACCGGUUUGGUGUCGAACCGGUUCUUGGUUUUUAUAUUUGAUCCUAAUCAUACCA
Tarenaya hassleriana is the source of this 832-nucleotide messenger RNA. Its product is annotated as peroxidase 11. The transcript has 3 exons. The record is from RefSeq and is a predicted model, not a curated record. NCBI's taxonomy places the organism in Eukaryota, Viridiplantae, Streptophyta, Magnoliopsida, Brassicales, Cleomaceae. Gene Ontology annotation, molecular function: peroxidase activity; heme binding. Bases 13 to 636 code for a protein of 207 amino acids. Gene Ontology annotation, biological process: response to oxidative stress.